Messenger RNA from Prunus armeniaca (apricot), 318 nucleotides. Lineage: Eukaryota; Viridiplantae; Streptophyta; Magnoliopsida; Rosales; Rosaceae. The record is from the annotation of a GenBank genome assembly.
AUGGCGGAGAUGGUGACGGUGGCAGUGUUGAUGGGUAAGGCAGAGAUGUCGGUGUCGUGGGACAUAGAGAACUUCCAGAUCCCCAAGGUCUGUGACACCCAUGCCAUCUCCCAGAAUAUUAGUUCUGCACUCAUUAAGAUGAAGAAGAAGGGAGUGCUAGAGACGAAGAGUCCAGGGAUGCUAGGUCUCAUAUGCAUCAUUUCGGAACUCAUCCAUCUCAUUCAAUUGCAAGGUUCUCUUUUCACCGGUAGCUUGCAUGUCGAAAUUAAGUGUCUUGAUAGCCCAAUAAACUUUAUACUCAAGUUCCAGGGUAAGUGA